CUUGCCAAAACACUUUUAUUCCUUCACUUUGUGACAACGACGCGCACCUUCGAUAAAUACGGGAAUUUUACGACAAAAGCAGUUAUUUCAAGACAACACCAAGAGACGGUUAGGUUGUGUCCCCAGCUCGCCACGAAGAGUGGUAAAAUAGUGAAAAGCAGUUCUCUUCUGGUCGUCAUGAAGCUUGGUUUAAUUCUACCUACCUUGUUGCUGAGAUCGUGCAUCUCCUGCCUCGACGCGGCUCAUAUUGACUGGACACCUGAGGAAGAUUUUGACUUUCAGCUGGUAACACUUCGCGAAUUGCCGCAAGCUGCCGUUAGGGGUCGGGUAGAACGAGGAUUGGAUGAAAAUCUCGCUACAAGACGGUACCAAUUUGAUGCCUAUAGUAAGCACUUCGAUCUUCGGUUACAUAGGAACAGUCGCAUUGAUAUCAAUAGCAUCCCAAUGUAUUAUGUAGCGGACGACGGGAGUAUCUUGAAGAAAGAAGAAGUGAGUGAAGAUGAUUUCGUCUUGUACCAAGAUAAGAGUAGUAAUGCGGCUGUUGGCAUGUCUGUUGUGGCGGAUAAAGAGAAAUUGGAGGGUUUUGUUGUUGACGGUGACACGAUGUACGAGUUGAGGCACGUAGCAGACGAUAACUACCACGUGGUGCGAAAGAAAAUUGAAAGCAUAAACUCAGUCGACGGCACGGGUUUCAUUGAUACAGACACGGAAGUUCGACAUUUUGGCGGAACGAAGGAAGGAAACGCUCAAGAACGUCGGUCCGCUAAAACGAUUUCUCUUCCCGAACCACCGUUACUCCGAACCAAAAGACAUGGAAAGAAAACGAAAAAAACAAAAACCAAGAAGAACAAAAAAUCACCUAAAUCGAAAGGCUCACCCAGGUUCAGUGGGAACCAUAUUGACGCCUGCGUUGAACUUCUUAUUCUCAGUGAUGACUCGAUGUGGGAUUUUUAUAUGGCAAGGAAUGACCAGAACGUCGACAAAACUGAACGGGAAUUGAAACGGCUUUAUGCUAAAAUCACGAAUAUGCUGGACCUCACAUUUCAAAGAAUAGAAGAUCCAGAUUUGAAUAUCCACGUGAUGUUGUCAGCUUAUGUCAUUGUAACGAACUCCUCCCAGGCACCCGGCUUCGGUAGAUAUACUUUCCCUGGAGAACCGGAGAGAUUGGACAGAGUUCUGGUUGACGGAUACGAAACUUACGAUUAUUGGAGAGAAUUCCUACAAAAAUCUUAUAACUCAUUUCCAAAACAUGACCACGGCAUGGCUUUUACAAGGCGAGAUAUAACAAGCCGUACGCCGGAAAAACCUUACCUUCUCGGUCUAGCUAAUGUGGGUGCAAUAUGUAAUAGAGCUGGUUCCACGUCUCUUGUUGAGGAUUCCGGGCUGCUGUCCUACCUCACGGCAGCACAUGAAUUAGGCCACAGCCUCGGAGCUCUUCAUGACGUCACUCCUGCCUGUAGGGGCCACCUGAUGACUGCCUCUAUUUUUGAAGUCAAUGUGACGACUCUUUUUCAAUAUUAUAAGUUCUCCUCUUGUUCCAUAGAGAAAUUUAAAGAAACCCUGACAAAUGCCUGUUGUCUCGCUGACAGUGGACAGUACGAAAAUGAGAAAGAAUUUAAACAUAUGACGAAAAAGCUUCACGGUGAACAAUACAAUGCAGACGAACAAUGUCAGCUGGUAUUUGGAAACGAGUCGAAAGCAUGCACGCCUAUCGAAUCUCCAGAAUUUUGUCAUUUUCUACUAUGCAAUACUACGACGUCAUGCCAUAACCAGCUGAAUCCGAUGGAUGGCACUUUCUGUGGAAAAGGAAAAUGGUGUAUAGAGGGCGACUGUGUAAGUAAAAGGGCGCCUCUUCCCUCGCACUAUACUCAACGACGCGGGGCUAGUGGUGAACCGACUUCUUGGUGUUCAGAAGUGCGGCGGAAAUGACGGGAAUACAAAGACUUGUAAAAUGCCCAGAGAAUACCUCCAUACGCCAUAGGUCUACCAAGUUUCUUUUAUUUGUAGUCCAGGAAAUACAUGUAUGCGCGAGCACUAUAUUAAUAUUGUUACAGUGGUUUCUAUCAAUACUAUAUGGAACACGGUCCAAGACAAGAUCCACAGGACAAGAAAGGGAAAGGUGGAAUAUAUUGUCCUAUGCAGCAUUCUAUUUCUUAAACAUAUUGUCAUAGAACAGACUUAUAUGCACUGUACAAAAUAUACAUGUAAAAAAAGUAUCUCAGCAGUGUAAAAAGGAAUGGCACAAUAGGUUUUUACUAUCAUUUAUUUCUCGAUGUUUGCAUUUUCAGUUGGCAGCCCAAUUUUGUAAUCAAUAUAAUGUGCUUUAUUGUUUUAUGUGAUGAAACUCUUGGAUGACACGAUAAUUAUUACAAUUAUUUUAAAUGGUAUUUUUUCACCAUAUUCCGACGUUUUAUUCUUGGUUUACGUGGAUUCAUGAUAAUGUGUCCCAAAAGCACCAAAAAUGUAAAAUUUUAUUGAGACAUUUUUAUUGUUUUUCCUUUUUUAAAAGUAAUUUUAAAAAGUCUAGACUUGCUUCACCAAAGCUAUUUUAACUCAUUACAUUACUUGCAGUCUACAUCUUUGAGUAGUCGUAGAGCUAGGGUCACCUUACCGUCUCUCUGUCGUCUCUCUCUCUCUCUCUACAUUUGAGAGCCACGGAUUUUAUAGGAGAUCAUGCUGAUUUCUGCUUGCCACAAAUCUACCAUUCUAUCUACUGUACAUGUACAUAUGUCUUGUAAUAAAGUAAAUUUAUCAUCCAUCAUCA
This is a messenger RNA of Lingula anatina, 2764 nucleotides long. RefSeq lists its product as uncharacterized. The record is from RefSeq and is a predicted model, not a curated record. Gene Ontology annotation, biological process: proteolysis. Gene Ontology annotation, molecular function: metalloendopeptidase activity. NCBI's taxonomy places the organism in Eukaryota, Metazoa, Brachiopoda, Lingulata, Lingulida, Lingulidae.